Molecule: messenger RNA, 774 nt
Organism: Metarhizium robertsii ARSEF 23
Lineage: Eukaryota; Fungi; Ascomycota; Sordariomycetes; Hypocreales; Clavicipitaceae
Product: Cell division control protein 2 (Cyclin-dependent protein kinase)
Exons: 2
Coding region: 1-774 (257 amino acids)
Biological process (GO): signal transduction; regulation of gene expression; G1/S transition of mitotic cell cycle
Cellular component (GO): cyclin-dependent protein kinase holoenzyme complex; cytoplasm; nucleus
Molecular function (GO): cyclin-dependent protein serine/threonine kinase activity; cyclin binding; ATP binding
Source: RefSeq, a predicted model, not a curated record
AUGGAUAACUAUCAGAAGCUGGAAAAGGUUGGCGAGGUCAAGCACGAUGGACUGACUCAACCAGGCACGUAUGGUGUUGUCUACAAGGCGCGUGACCUUGCCAAUAGUGGCCGCAUAGUCGCCCUCAAAAAGAUUCGCCUCGAAGCCGAAGACGAAGGUGUCCCCAGCACUGCCAUCCGAGAAAUCUCCCUUCUCAAGGAAUUGAGAGACCCCAACAUUGUCCGCCUGUUUAACAUUGUCCACUCCGACGGCCACAAGCUCUACCUUGUAUUUGAGUUCGUGGACCUAGAUCUGAAGAGGUACAUGGAGGCGCUACCCGUCAGCGAUGGUGGCCGAGGCAAAGCUCUGCCCGAGGGAUCCUCAGCGACCAUUAUGCAGCUCGGCCUUGGCGAAGUUGUUGUCCGGAAGUUCAUGAUGCAGUUGUGCGAGGGCAUCAAGUACUGCCAUUCACGUCGAGUGCUUCACCGUGAUUUGAAGCCCCAAAACUUGCUGAUUGACAAGGAGGGCAACCUGAAGCUGGCUGAUUUUGGCCUUGCCCGUGCCUUUGGCGUGCCCCUGCGAACGUAUACCCAUGAAGUGGUGACGUUGUGGUAUCGAGCUCCGGAGAUUUUACUCGGUGGAAGACAAUACUCGACUGGUGUCGAUAUGUGGUCAGUGGGAUGUAUCUUUGCCGAAAUGUGUACCCGGAAACCGUUGUUCCCCGGUGACUCGGAAAUUGACGAGAUUUUCAAGAUUUUCCGGCAAGUUCCCCUCCUCCUCCAUUCCACGCCUUAA